AUGCCCCCCGCCGCCGUGGACGGUACGAACGGUUCGGCUCCUGCUUCUGGGCCGUUGACUGUCGAAGCUAUCCCUGCCUUGAGAGCCAACAGCGCGCCGAUUCCCAAAGGCGUUGCGCCUGCCACCAACAGUGAUUUCUUCAAGAGCCCGGCCUGCUAUACCAAACCGAAAGCGAAGCGAUUUGAUCAUGUGUUCUCGCUCGAGUCGAGGUCGCGCAAGGAGUCCACCUUGAAGGGUGCUGCGAAGUAUCUCAAGAAUCCAGGCCUCAUUUCUUUGGGUGGCGGUUUGCCGUCCCCGGAAUACUUCCCCUUCGAGGAACUCAGCGUCAAGGUCCCCACGCCGCCGGGAUUCUCUCCGGAAGAGACUCGCGAAACGGGUGCCGUGCUGCGCGCCGGAAAGAGCGACAUUCGCGAUGGAAAGAGCUUGUACGAUCUGGAGAUUGCUCUAAACUACGGUCAGGCUACUGGGUCGCCCCAGCUGCUCAGAUUCGUCACAGAGCACACUGAGCUUAUUCACAACCCCCCAUAUGCCGAUUGGCAAUGCUGCUUGACUGCAGGCAGCACGUAUGCGUGGGACACUACGCUUCGAAUGCUCUGCGAAAGAGGCGACUAUAUUAUGAUGGAGGAAUAUACUUUCUCGAGUGCCCAAGAAACCGCCACUCCGCAAGGUGUCAAGGUGCAGCCGAUCAAGAUGGACGAGCAAGGUCUGCUCCCGGAAUCCAUGGAUGAAGUCCUGAGUAACUGGGAUGAGGCCGCUCGGGGCGCCCGCAAGCCCUUCGUGCUGUAUACAAUUCCGACUGGGCAAAACCCUACUGGUGCUACCCAGCAGGUGGAGAGGCGUAAGGCAGUCUACAAGGUCGCUCAAAAGCACGAUGUCAUUAUCGUGGAAGACGAGCCCUACUAUUUCUUGCAGAUGCAGCCGUACGCGGGCGCUGACGCCGAGCCCGUUCCUCCGCCCGCCAACCACGACGAGUUCAUCAAGUCACUUAUUCCUUCGUACUUGAGUCUGGAUGUUGACGGUCGUGUGAUUCGUCUCGAGUCUUUCUCGAAGGUCCUUUCACCCGGUUCUCGUGUUGGUUGGAUUGUCGGAUCUCAGCAAGUCGUUGAGCGAUUCAUCCGCAACUGCGAGACCUCUUCUCAGAACCCCAGUGGUAUCUCUCAACUCGUCUUCUUCAAGCUUCUUGAAGAGCAAUGGGGUCAUGCGGGAUACCUCGACUGGUUGAUCAAUCUGCGCAUGCAGUACACCGGCCGCAGGGACACUCUUGUCCACGCUUGCGAGAAGUACCUGCCGCGGGAGAUCGCCAGCUGGAACGCCCCAGCAGCCGGCAUGUUUCAUUGGAUGAAAAUCGACUGGGAGAAGCACCCCGGCCUGUCUUCUGGAAAGACCCGCCAGGCCAUCGAAGAAGACAUCUUCCACGCAGCCAUCGACAACGGGGUUCUCGUGUCGCGUGGUAGCUGGUUCAAGGCCGACGGCAAAAGCGAGGGCGACAUGUUCUUCCGUGCUACUUUUGCGGCCGCCAGCGCGGAUAACGUCGGCGAGGCGAUUGCACGGUUCGGAAAGACCUUGCGCGCGCAGUUUGGUAUCUAA
Messenger RNA from Aspergillus melleus, 1587 nucleotides. RefSeq names its product aminotransferase-like domain-containing protein. Lineage: Eukaryota; Fungi; Ascomycota; Eurotiomycetes; Eurotiales; Aspergillaceae. The transcript is spliced from 7 exons. Gene Ontology annotation, molecular function: L-2-aminoadipate:2-oxoglutarate transaminase activity; pyridoxal phosphate binding; aromatic-amino-acid:2-oxoglutarate transaminase activity. The record is from RefSeq and is a predicted model, not a curated record. Gene Ontology annotation, biological process: L-tyrosine biosynthetic process; aromatic amino acid catabolic process. Bases 1 to 1587 code for a protein of 528 amino acids.